This is a messenger RNA of Carcharodon carcharias (great white shark), 2106 nucleotides long. RefSeq names its product mitochondrial ribosomal protein S22 (gene mrps22). Gene Ontology annotation, molecular function: structural constituent of ribosome. Bases 40 to 1101 code for a protein of 353 amino acids. The transcript is spliced from 8 exons. The record is from RefSeq and is a predicted model, not a curated record. Gene Ontology annotation, cellular component: mitochondrial small ribosomal subunit. NCBI's taxonomy places the organism in Eukaryota, Metazoa, Chordata, Chondrichthyes, Lamniformes, Lamnidae.
UCCUCCUAGCGGAAGGUCACCUCCUUUCCAGAAGUGAAGAUGGCUGCGUUCAGGAUUGCACGGUGUGUCAUUAAGAGUUCGCGUCUUGUAGCAAAUGCUGAGCUCUCCCGUGUGGGUACAGGUGGGCAGGGUCGGCGCGCCCUCAGCACCCAGAGCCCCGGAGAUCCAGACACAAAAGCAGCCGGUAUCAGAAAACCCCAGUUUAUGGAUGAAGAUGUCCAGAGUAUCCUUACCAGUGUCACAGGCCUUGAUCUUCAGAAGGUCUUCAAACCUGUUAAACAGCAACUAAAACCACCUACAUACAAACUCAUGACAAACGAGCAGCUUGAGGAGGCUCAACGUAAAGCAGUGGAAGCAGCUAAAGCUAAUCUCCGAAUGCCACCAGUACUAAAUGAAAGGGAACCAAUUAAUGAUAUACUAGCAGAAGAUAAGGUUCUUGAAGGUUUGGAAACGGCUAAAUAUGUAUUCACAGAUAUAACAUAUGACAUUCCACACAGAGAACGAUUUAUUGUAGUACGAGAACCUAACGGGGUGUUGCGAAAAGCAACCUGGGACGAACGGGAUAGGAUGAUCCAGGUCUAUUUCCCACGCGAUGGUCGAAGGAUCACUCCACCGCCAAUUUUUAAGAACGAAAAUCUUUCGGUUGUUUUUGCUCAGGAUCGUUACGAAGAUAUUCUUGAUCUCUGUCUUAUCCAAUUUGAGCCAAAUUCUGCUGAUUAUAUCAGGGUCCACCACCAAACAUACGAAGAUAUUGAUAAACAUGGCAAGUACGAUCUUUUGCGUUCAACAAGACAUUUUGGUGGGUUAGUGUGGUACCUGGUCAACAGGAGGAAAAUUGACGGUUUACUAAUAAACAUGAUUCAAAGAGACCUAAUGGAUAAUGCCAUCAGUGUGCUUCAGCUUUAUCACAUGCUACACCCAGAGUGUCAGUCGUCAAAGGAGGCAAGCCAACAGCAAGCCCAGGGUAUUGACCUGAUUAAGAUAUUUUCUCAUACCGAUUCCAAGAAGGGAAGCUAUAUUGAAUUAGCCUUGCAAGUUUAUCAGGAAGCACUCAACAGCUCUGCUAAUCAAGACCUGCGUAGGAAUGAAGAACAAAUUUAAUCAGUCAUUCCAACUGAACAGUUCUGAUUUUGGCUUGUUAAGGACUUGAUGGUAGAAUCAAAACUUUAUUAUAAUUUCCAUUCCAUUUGUUUGUCUGGGGGAAAAUAAAUACUGGAAUAUCACAUCAUUGUGACCAAACAUUUUCUCCAUGGAAUAUUAAAAUAAAAUUCCAGAUAUUCUAUUGUUAUUCAUAAGAACAAAAAAUUAAUCUGGAAUGUGAGAGUAGGGCUGGACAACAUCACACCAACUUUGGACUUCUACUACAGUGUUGGUGCUGGAGAAUGGCUCCAUGGAUGAUUGCCUGAUUAAUUUUUACUGAUUAAGCCUCAACACUGAGUUGUCAGAGGGCUGUUUGACUGUGGGCUACAUCAUAGGUGAGCCCAAUCUUGUCAUGCUCUCCACAAAUAUAUAAUAUUUUUUAAACCCAAUGGUAUAGUCAACCUUCUAGCCAAAUAGAUUUUGCUAAGAGUUGGCGAUAGAACAAUCUACUCCCAUAUUGUGAUUUGACAUUCAAAUCAAUUAUCUUGUAAUUUAAUGGCAUAGGUAAAUCAUACAUUAUAAUACCCUAAGGAAUGGAGACUGGCUAUUUCCCAUUUUUAAUUCUGUCAAGUUGAAGAUUGAAACUGUUCAGUAGUUCAUUCUAUUUAUUCUUCGGAUUGUUUCCAUCUGGAAACAAAUACUGGCCAUUGAAAAAUGAGUUCAAAAUGUUUACUUUGGUGCUUAAUUUUAAUAUCUCCAUGUGUAUAUAGACAUUGUGGGGAGAAAUUGUUGACAUUGAGGUCGCUUAAGAAAACUUAGGCUUCAUAUUAACUGUUUCAGUGCUUUGGAUCAAUAGUAGUCUUACUGUUCAGAUUGCAAUCAUAUCCCUUCAGGAGCAAACAAUUGUCCUCAAAAUCAUGACAGUGGUUGUCAAAUUUGUUAGAGGAACUACAUAGAGCAAUAAUUUAACAAAAAAUAAGUUUGAACGAGUUUAAUUAAAUUUGCAAUUAAACAUGUGGUUUCCAA